Molecule: messenger RNA, 1502 nt
Organism: Pelagomonas calceolata
Lineage: Eukaryota; Pelagophyceae; Pelagomonadales; Pelagomonadaceae
Source: the annotation of a GenBank genome assembly
UCUGGGACAAAAGCUCGCAAGUCAGCGCGCGCGGACGUUUCGCUGCCAGAGAAGGCGGCUCCUCAACGCCAUCGCAGCGACGCAUCCCUGCGCACGAUGAGCGAGCAGCUCGACAAGCUCAGAGCAGCCAUCGCCGCCGCCGAGGCGCGCGCGCCCAACCCGCCGCCGCCCAAUAUACUACAAAGAACGCCGAAACCGGAUUUGGAUGCCUUGCGAGCUAAAAUAGCAAGGGCGGAAGGGGACGGUGGCGGGCGCUUGCGCGAGGCGGCUCGGUUAUUGCGAGGCGACGUCCUCGCCCAGCGGAGCGGCCUCUGCCAAACCCUAGAAGCGCUGGCGGAUCGGGCCCGAAACCCGCCCGACGACACGACGAACUGGCUCUGUGCGAAACUCCGAGAACUGCGACCAAAGGAGUCAAAAAUAUACGAACGGCCCGUCCUGCAGGGUCUAGUGAUGAAGUGCGACGAGUUCGCGCACAUCCACCUCUUCCCGACACCGAGGAUCCAUCCUCAAGUCUGGAACUUCCGCAAAUGCGACUUGGAGCUAUCCGUGUACGGCGUGGGCCAGUGCCAUUCUGCUGGUAUAGAACAUGUCAUCGCGGAACUGACGAAGGACCAUAGUAGCAUAGUGUGGUGUAAUAUGAGAGAAGAACCCGUGGUCUUCCUGGACGGCCAGGCUUGUGCUCCUAGAACGGCGAACAACCUCAACGAGAAUGUUGAAUAUCUCCAAUCGAUCGAGGACUUCGAAUUAGAUGCCAUGGAGCGGCGGCUGUGUCGAGAUUGUGUGGAAGCGGGUUCUACGCUACCGGUCUACUAUCAAGUGAGCGGAACGGAGAACGAGAAACGCGAUCUCUCUACAAGUACGGCGCGCUGCGUCUCUGACGUUUAUCCAUCCACCGUAAGGUACCACCGCAUCCCCAUCGCCGACGAGGCCGCCCCGGAAGAGAAGGACUUCGACCAACUGGUUUCCGCCAUACGGAGCGCUCCAUCAGAUAGUGCCUUUAUUUUUAAUUGUCAGAUGGGCCGCGGGAGAACUACCACAGGAAUGGUGUGUGCUUGUAUCAUGAUGCGCGCGUCUUCGGGUAAGUUGGCCGCACCUGCUGUUCCAAGGGACGGCACGGACCCGCGGAUUGUGGGCGACUUCCGCUGUAUUCGUGAGUUGGUAGGGAUGCUCGAUCGAGGUCAGGAGGCCAAGGCUUUGGCAGAUGCGUGCUGCAAGGCCUGUGCGCACGCGCAGCAUCUGGUCGAGGCCAUCAUGGCGUGCGACGUCAGUGCGAAGGUGGCGCCGGCGUCGUCGCACCGAAAUCCGGACUUCUGGCGGGCGCGCGGGAGGAAUUACCUCGAGAGGUACUGCUACCUCGUGCUCUUCGCCGCGUAUGCCCUGGAGCACGCUUCGAGUGGCUACGCGGCGUCGUUUAGCGAGUGGGCGCACCACCGGUGGCAGCUCAAGAGGGUGCUGAAGCACAUGACGCUCGAGGGGUAGUUAAAACUCUUUUUUGGUCCUUU